AUGUGGGUUUUCCCUAAUGGAUCGUUGGAUUCAAAGAGUUUUCCGGGUUUGAUUACUGAUUAUGGGAUCCUUGGUUUGGCCUCGACGCUCAGGAGAUUGCGAAAGAUUGAUCUUUCUGGUUAUCCCUUUUCAAUUUUCAGGAAUGGAACUGGAAUUCCUUCUAUAGAUGUAUGUUUUGAGGAUUCUGUUGCCUAUGCGAGAGGUUUAUGCGAGCUUGAUCUCUCCAAUUCGUUUGUAUCUGACGAAUUGUUGUGUUUAGUUGCUGAAGCACGCCUUCCAUUGCACAAGCUUGUUCUCUCUCGUUGCUUUUGUUUUACUUUUGAUGGGAUUUAUUUUCUCUUGUCUAAGUACCAGUCUCUUACGUACUUGGAUCUUGAAGGAGCAGAUUUUCUCAAUGAUGAGUCCAUGAUAGAAUUGACCAAGUUUCUUGGUAAUUUAACCUUUAUAAACCUUAGUUUAUGCUCUAAGCUAACGAAUUCAACUUUCUUCAAUCUUAAGAGAAACUGUCCUUUGCUAAGUAUUAUCAAUAUGGGGAGAACGAAUCUUGGGGUGGAGGAAUUUCCAACUGAAAUUGUGGUGAAUCCUCGAGUUAAGUCACUAUACUUUGCUUGGAAUAAUAGUUUAAAUGAUGAAUGCAUAAAAAUGGCUGCCAAUGUUUGCCCCAAUUUAGAAGCACUUGAUGUUACCUACUUCUCGGGUAUUACAGAAGAAGGCAUCUUGGCAAUUUUGAAGAGUUGUUUGCAGAUUAGGUGUUUACAGAUUAGUAGAUGUGAAGGGGUUAAGAAUCUUGAAAUAGACUUUUAA
Messenger RNA from Durio zibethinus, 804 nucleotides. The record is from RefSeq and is a predicted model, not a curated record. Lineage: Eukaryota; Viridiplantae; Streptophyta; Magnoliopsida; Malvales; Malvaceae.